AUGGCUGGUGUGGAGCGCAAGCGUCUGGACAGACAGCCCAUGUGCCCUGCAGGGAUGGCUCGAGGGGGCUGUGAGUCCCCACACCUGCACUUCCCACCCCUCCCACCUGGGCCAGCACCCCCAGGCUCCCCAACACCAGAUGAUGACGGCCUGGACAGAAACCCGCCCUGUGGGCUGUCCAUGUCCGAGUUCCCCUGGCGUUCCUGCGGAGCCCUCGUGUCCCCUUCCUGCUGGCCACCUCCACCCUGGCUCCACCCUCUGCCACCCCCUUCCUCGCCAGUGCCCGCCCCCGGCCCUGGUCAGGUGCGAGGGGAGUCAGUGUGGGCCGGUCACCGCCAGACACGGGAGCCCCCUGCAGCCGCGGCCCAGGCAGGCCGCACAGGGGCGGCCCGCUGCCCCGGGGCUCGCAGGUGGGGGCCUUUCAGCCGGCCCGCCCGCCUGUGCGCCUGGCGAGAGGCGCGAGGCCAAGGCGGGUUCGCGCACCGGCGCCGGGUGGAGGGGCACUGCGAGGACGCGGCACCCACGGCCCGCAGCACAGCAGCCCUCUGCGCCGGGACCCUCCCCAACGCCCCUGCCCCAGCGCGCAGCUAUCCGCGCAAUCCGAGCGUGGGCACGGUGACACCGUCGGCUGUGGUCGCCUGCGCGCGGGACCGCUCGCGGCCUCGGCGCGGCGCGGGCCUGUGGGCACGCUCCCAUCAACCCCCGCGCCAGGCGGCCGCGCUGGCAGCAUCUGAGAGCGCAUGUGCGGCCACCGCCCCCUACCCCCGCACAUGGCGCAGGCGCGGCCCGGCUGGACCGCCCACUCGUGGGCGUGCCCCGAACUUGCGCGGUGGCGGGCUGGGCUGCCGCGCGCACGCUGGGGGCGUGGCCGGGCGACGCUGUCUGGCGCCGAGCGCCGCUGUGCUCCGAGGAGGCGUCGCCUACCUGGGCCCGACGGUCAGUGUGGCCGCGGAGUUCCGCGCGCGCAGGCCCGGGGCUGCGCCCUCCGUUCCUUACCGACCUCCCCGGCCCGUGGAGAGGUGGCGCUUGGACACUGCCCUCCGAGGGAGGCCCGUCCAUCUGGUCUCUGCUGCGGAUCCUCGGACCCUCUCCGCGGGCGCCUCGCGUCGCCACAGCAUGCCCUGUGGGCAGCACCAUUGGCAGGGCUCUUGCAGUCCCACCCAGGCAGUGGCCAGAUGUGCCAGUGCACAUCCUUGGCAGCAGAUGGACUGGGCCUCCUCUGAGGCGGGCAUCCCCCUUGUGGACCCUUGGAUAGCUGGGGACCCUGUAUGGGUGCACACAACUGUGGAGCAGAAGAGCACAGCUAGUGGCACUCCCAGUGGUAAGCAAACAGAAAGGCGUACCUCAGCUGGGCACAUGCCCAGCCCUCAGCCCCUCGGGGUGGACUUCCACUGAGUGCUAGGCUCGGACCCAGGCACCUUGGACGGCAACUUUUUGGCUCAGCUGGAUGGUUACAUGUCUUUCUGCUUGGAGCACUACCAGGACAACCUCAGCUGCAUCUGUGACCUCCGAUGCCUGAGAGGUCGCGCCCGGGCGUGUAGCCCCUACCUCAAUAGGGACCUGCCCCUGCCUGACGAUUACGAGCUCUUCUGUCAGGAUCUUGAGGAAGUUAUUCAGGACCCGAACAGUUUCACUGAGCACCACGCUGCAGUGCCCUGCCCACUGUCCCUGGCCUCAAGCCAGCUGCCGGUGGCCUCGCAGCUGCCCAUGGUGAGGCAGUACCUGGCUCUGUUCUCGGAGGCCCUGGCAGUCAACAUGGGCAGCCCCCCUAGGCCUGCUCCAGCCACCCCUGCAGUUUCUAGAUCCAGCUCUACAUCCAGAAAUGCUUCAGCCGGGCAGCAGCUCACCAAGGAGCGCACCCCUGGGCCUGAGGCCCCUGCCCUGCCCAGUUGCACAUGCGGCUCAGAUCCUGGGCCUGUGGAUCCAGCUUUCUCUUGGCCAAAGGAGGCAGCUCCCAAACCUGUUCUACCCUUUCAGGCUCUGCUAAGCCCUGCUCAGAGACCAGACCCAGCUUGCCCAGGGGGUCCAAAGCCACAGAAAACAGAGGAUGUUUCUGAGAGGGAGGUGUCCAUAGGUACCCCGUGGGAGAUGGUGGAUGCCCCAGCAGCCCCAGGAGAGCCACCAUUGUCUCCUGUUUCCCACCUGGUAUCCGUGGGUUCUGAACAAGGCCCAGGCAGUGCCCCUUAUGACGACGUGGCCUGUGUGGGCAGAGCUCUAUGGUCGCCAGUCAAAACACAGUGGUGUCCCCAGAUAAUUUCAGAUGACCCUAGAGCUGAACAAGGAGGUACACUCGUUUUGGGUCCUGCCUAAAACUGUUGAACACAAACAGCUUUCCCUGUCCCCAGGAGAACCUUGGCCUCUGUGUUGUGCGUUGUCCUCCUGCUCCUGCUCCUGCUGGGUUCUUAGCUGUGUCCUACCCCUCCCAGGGAGUGCCAUCUCCCCAGUUUGUUCCCUCUAGGUGAAUAGUUCUGUGGGUCAACUCCCAUCAGAUACUUGCAUCUUCUUUUUCACCCCGUCCCCACAAGAUAGUCCCUUUGGUGUUUUUCCACACUGGCCAGGACUGGACUGGGCCUGUCACGCCUGCCCUAGAUCUGGUGCCUGCACUCCCAACAUCUCUGCUCCCUGUGACGUCUGUGCUCCUGGCUAGUAGGCUACCUUGAGAAGAUGGCCCCUUUCAUCCUCACGUUAGGUGUCAGAUGGUGUCUUGGCAGAGAACAGUGCUUCCCUGUGGGUUUACCAGCAUCCCUGGCCGGCUGGGAGGUUUGGAUGCAGGAAGGUGGGAUGCAAGUCCCUUGCCAGGCUCAACUCCAGUUCCCUCUCCUAUGUGUUAAUGUUCUGGUCUUGCCUGGUUUUCUUCAGAAUUGGCACCUCACCCCGCUACUGUGCUGCCUCCCUUAUGCGUUUUCUUGCGUUGCUGAUUCAGCACUUAAACCCUGGUGACUUGUAUUUCCUGGCAGACUGGGGGCCUGGUACACGACUGGUGCUCAUUAAAUUUGCGUUGUUAGGAGCAGAGGCCUGGCCAUGAGUGUCCCGGGUCAGUGUCACAGGUGUGGUGGUUUCUAGUGGGGGGGUUUUACGGAUCCAAGGCUCUGAUUGCAAUUGAGGCUGAAUAGGUGGGGGUGGGGUGGAAGUGGCAGUGGGCUUGGCUGAUGGGGGGUGGCCUGGAAAACUGACUUCCGAGAGUCAUAGGUGAAGUGCGGACUGGGCAGCAGUCCAGAGCUGUGUGGCCCCAACCCAGAGACUGGAAUGGAGUAAGACCUGUUCUGCACAAGGUGGGUUUUUUAGUGGAAGCUGAGCAUGGAAGGGCAGGAAAAGCGGGUACAGCCACCCCACGUGCAGUGUGCGCCUGCUCAGAGGGGUGCUGAGACUAGAAUUUCAAGCCCUUUACAUUUUAAAUAACACCUUUCUGAAAAGUAGGAAGGAAAAAGUAGAGACUUGAAUUGGCAAUACAGCCAGUUAUUUUAGGAAAAACAGUAGUAAGCAAACAUCUGGUAAAACUUUUUCAGAAAAAUAGUAAUUAUUGGGAUUAUUUUAUUUGGUAACUGUUACUAAAAAGAGCUCUGGGUUCGCGUGGUUUUAUGUGUAUUAUUUCAAGGCACAGAUGUCUAUAAAUAACAACAGCUGAAAAUCUUGGAACUAGGUGAUAGAUAUGAUAGAGUAAGGAAGCUGCGCACAGUCAGAAUUCUAGUCGGAUGCGAGAAAUCCCUGCGCAUCCUGGCCCAGCCCUGUGCUUCUGCACGCCUUCUCCAGUCCCAUCCCUGCUUCUGUGAGUCGGGGUGGGCUGCACCCCUACACCUGUCUCCAGCUAUGAGUCUGGCACAGAACACAGAGCCAGUCUCUGGGAGGGACAGCCCAGUCACCCUGCCAGCCUUCACUUCACCUUGUUGGACUGUGCAAGGCUGCCUGCCCUGCUUACGUCUGGGGGCCUGGAAUGGACCCCUUCAGCUUGAGCAGGUUGAGAGAGCUGAGUUCCCUUCAGACCCCGUCACAUCAGGGCUUUGGGCCUUUUCCUCCCUCAGGCCCCAGGCAGCUCUAGGGAUGUGGGUCAUGGUCCACUGUGCCUCCGUGAGGGCCAGCUGUGCCGUGUCUGCCCACGCAGGCUCGAGAGCACCUGGGAGAGAGUCAAGGUGACCUGUUUUUUAACUUGGAAAAUUGGUCCUAUUUAUUGUGGUUGGGUUCUCCCCCCCCAAGGAAGGAAGGCAGAGCGUUGCAGCGCCGUGACCAGGUUGCCUGCAGGCUGGGUGUGAGAGAGGACGGGGCUCUGGCCUAGCCUUCCAGACAGGCAGCACACAUGGCCUUGCAAAGUGGCUCCGUCACCAGCAGCUGUAGCACCUGCCUUUGGGCAGAGGCUAUGACGGAGCUCCUUGGGGGGAAGGCGCCCGGCCCUGCCUGCAACGGGCCUUGGGUUGUUCUCCACUCCCGGCCUGUGCACGUGGGCAGAUGAACUGGAGGAGGGCACCCAGGAGGGCAGAGCAUGGCGGAGUGAGCCCAGGGCAGGCUGAGCUGCUGGGCCUGCCUUCCAGUUGUGGUGUCUGUCCCUCACUUCCCUUGGAAAUACCCGGAGGCUUUAUUUCCUGGAGAUAGAACACAGUGGGCACUAUGACAUGGUUUUUAAAGUACCUGUCUCCAAAGAAAAUUUUAAAAGAGGAAGUACUGAGGAUAGGGUCGCGUGAGAUAACUGGAAUAUUUUAUAAAGCUGUGGUAAUUAAAGUACUUGGGUGUUGUGGACAGAUGAACAGAGAAUAGAGAACUUUGAAAUAGAGCUAGAUAAAUAUGGGAAUUUUGUACAUGCUAGAGAUGUCAUUUCAAAUUAAUGGGAGUAAUUCAGGUAGAGUGACCUUGGAUAAAAAACCAAACCAAACAAAAAUUAAUAGAGGGAAAACAGAUCAUUCAGUCAUGGCAGUUGGAACACCUGGUUGGCCAUCUGGAAGACAGUAAAACCAGGUAUCCACCUUACUCUUUAUACCAGUGUACAUUCCAGAUGGGUUAGCGACUUCAACACUAAAACAUUGUAAAAGUACUAUAGGGAAAUAUGAGCGAAUUUUUUUUUUAACUGUGAUUCCAGGAUUUUUAAAGUUUUAAAUGCCCAGAAUUGCUGAAGAUACAGAGAAGGUUGGCUUUUUUCUGUUGUUAGUGGGAGCGUCAGACCCUAUGGUUUGACCGCAUGACAGCGAGAGGUGCACUGUGGCCACUUGCGUGUGCGCAGGGGCUGCGAGUGGGGCUCGGAGCAGGACUGGAGCUUGGCUGGGCCUGGCCGCCUCCCCACACAAGCUGGGGGUCCUUGGUGUCUGCUGAUCUCUGGGCUGUGAAAAUAUUAGUUUGUCCUUACAGGGUGGUCAGGGGGUUGAACGUGGACGGUGCCUUGGCUGGGGCCUGGGCCCUCAUGCCUGGCUGGUGGGUGCCACUGCGUCGUGGACAGCGGAACUGGACAAGUCCAGAGAUCAGCAGUAAGGAUCGAGGCAGAUAGAGCUGUUCCCUGUGGUGCCGGCCCGCCCGGCCAGAUGGCACCACGGUCACGGACCUCUGCCAGCUCAGCAACCCGAGUCGGCACCGCCUGUCUCCUGCCCAGGCCGUGAGUCUUGUGGUGGGCCACGCACCCUCGCCUGCUGCGGCCCUCGGAGCCACCUGACGGGAGCUCCACGUUGAUGUGUUUCUCUACACUUGCAGAGGCGGGGGGAGGCCACAGCAGGCCACAAGUGACACUUGUCACUCCACUUACGUCUCUGUGGACAGAGGAAGCCCCAGGGCCACACCUAAGUUCUGUGGGAUAAGAGUGAAUCGUCCCACGGGGCAGGGCACUCGCGUCGACUGGGGCAAGCAGCCACCCGACGCCAUGCCGGUUAGUGCUGUCCUGAGCGCAGGCAGGUGGGCCUGCAGCGGUAGCUGCAGCAAGGUGCCUGUUCCGCUGCCCUGAACAGGCUUAGCGGGCUGGGGCUCAAACGACGGGCAUUUCUUUCCUCAGGGCUAUGGAGGCCGGAAGUCCAAGACAGAGGUGUGGGCAGGCUGGUCUCUCCUGGGCUUGCAGAUGGUGGCCUCCCGUGGCCACCGCCCAGUCUGUGUGUCUGUGUCCCCAUCCCUUCUUAUAAGGACACCAGGUGUGUUGAUUCAGGGCCCACACUAUUGACUGCAAUUGAUUCCCUCGUUAAAGGCCCUAUCUGCACAUUCUGAGGUACUGGGGUGAGGACUCCAACGUGACAACACUUGGGGGACACAGCUUGGCCCAUGACGAUGCCCACGGUGGGUCUGUUUGUUUUUAUUGUUGCAGUUUUGGACAGUGCACGGUUCUCCGGGCCCAGGGUUCUGGGUCCUGUGCUGAGGCGUGAGGCGACACGCAGGCAGCGCCCAGUGCUGCACACCGCGCUCCUCACGUUUCCAAGUACGGAGCCGUCCUGUAUUCCCAAGUUGCAGUGUUUUGCCUUUCACGUUCAGCCCCGAGUCUCCUUGCAAGUGCAGCUGUGUGGUGUGAGGGAGGGGUGUGCUGCCGCCCUCCAGAGGCUGCGGCGGGCAGAGCCCCUCCGCUGGCAGCAGCACACAUGUAACGUGAGCAAGAAAUAAAUUUUUGAUGUGUGAA
Molecule: messenger RNA, 6571 nt
Organism: Microcebus murinus (gray mouse lemur)
Lineage: Eukaryota; Metazoa; Chordata; Mammalia; Primates; Cheirogaleidae
Source: RefSeq, a predicted model, not a curated record